AUGUCGACCGUCGCCAUGGCCGAUCACGACCACGAUCCCCAUCCUCAUCCUCAUCCUCACACCGCGCACGACGCGCAACACGAGCCUCCCCACGACCUUCAUCCAUCCGACCCUGACGCCAGCGGUCUCGGCCCGCCUCCCCCAGAUGGCGUCGAAUCCCCCGUCUCAACUCCUAAGGAGCGUCAUUCCCUUACCCUCGACCAGCGUCGCGCUCUGCGCCGCUGGGCCAACGCGCAAACCAUUCGCCCGAGCCACAAGGCCUGCAUAGACUGGUUCUACAACCAAUAUGGCCAACACAUUUCCCAGUCUACCGUUUCCCAUUCUUUAAGCCCCAAAUACUCCCGACUUGAUGGCGACAACCCACAAUUAAGCGGCUCGCGCCUGCGCUUCGGCAAUUGGCCAGACGUCGAGAAGCUUGUGCUACGAUGGUACCAACAAGUUCAGGCCACUGGCCGUCACCCGACGAACGAAGAGCUUGGCGAAAAAGCCAAGGCCAUCUUCACCGCCCUUCCGCGUUACAAAGACGAGACACCGCCCGAGUUUUCUCCUGGCUGGAUUCACCGAUUUAAGAAGCGAUAUGGCCUGCUUAUUAGACGCCAGCGCCGACACGGCGACGGAGGUAUCAACCCGGCUGACGACAUUGCAUAUCUUUCCGACUGCGUACCGCGUCUUAUGGCGUUAUCCGCCGAAACCAGUCCCGCCGCGAUUCGUGAGGCCGUUCUGCGCGCUAUAGGCGUGGAGGCGAGUUUACAGACCUGCGCCCUUGUGCGCGAUGAGGUACUGCGCCGGCUGAGUGCCGGUCCAGGUUCCACGGGCGCCAUUUCUCCUUCGGCGGCAGCUGCGUCGGUACCGCCUCCCGAUCCCCACAGCGCCGAUGCCAGCAUGGUCGCACCCCCAGGUAGCGACACCCCCAUGUACGGCGAAGAAGACCCGGAUAUUGUCUUGCAGAAUGCGCUGCGGCAACUGCAGCAGGAAGAGGCAGAGGCCGAGGCCACUGCCGCUGCAGCAAGGGAGGAACGUGAGCAGCGCGAGCAGCGCGAACGCGCCCAGGGAACCGCUGCCGCUGCACUUGCGACACCAGCCAUUCAACGAGCUACUUCGACUGCGUCGAGGUUCGUUCCGUCAACACCCGAGCUCAACCUGACGCCGAUUAAGAACGACGAUCCGGUCUCGGCAAACGAACGACCUCUGCGAUGUCCGUUCUGCGUGAACCAGAGAAUGCUACGAACUAUUAAGGAGGCUGUCGAGCACAUGUCCACGCAUGUAGUUGUCUGA
This is a messenger RNA of Colletotrichum truncatum, 1275 nucleotides long. Its product is annotated as centromere binding protein B. The record is from RefSeq and is a predicted model, not a curated record. Lineage: Eukaryota; Fungi; Ascomycota; Sordariomycetes; Glomerellales; Glomerellaceae.